GCCCCCUUUAUCCUCACCCUUACAUUCCUCACCCUCCCUCUCGCCCCCCUCCUCCCCCUGCCCUUGCGCCGCCGUGGAUCGUGCGUGAUUCUGGCGUUUUGGGAGCUGCAUGCUAAAUGCGCUUCGGCGCCAACGCGCUGAUUUGCCGUUCAAGCUUGCGAUCGGCGCGGAGUGUCCGAGUUGACCGCCCAAGCCCUUCCAUCAACAAGGAGUUGGCGGACCCCCCUGCCGACCCGCCCUGACGUGCAUUCGUGGGGUCCUUCCAGUCCAGCCCCCCCAGACGAACCCAAGCUAUCCCCCCCCCUUCCGCCCGCCCCGAAGCGGGGGCCCGAGCGCGGCGUGAACCCGGCCCCCCCCCCCCGAAGGCGCCGUCGCGGCGGUGAGCUCCACGAAGGUGCGGGCCGCCCUCGGCCGGGGGGACCGCGCUUUCCUGCGGCAGGCGCUGCCCGCGGGGGCGCUGGAGCUCCUGCUGGCGCCGACGGCGGAGGAGCACGCCCGGUUCCAGGAGGACUUCCGGACGCUCGGGGUGGAGCCCAACAGCUGCGCAGGAAGGUGUACAUCUCUCUGAGCAGCCUCAUGGCGCGGUGCGACCGAGAAGGGGAGGCCGUGCUGCACACGAUCCCUCCAGACGCCCUCUUCUUGUUUGGCAGCAAGCGCAGCUGGGUGUUCCCGGAGAGCGCCGCCGAGCAGGAGGAGUCCAGGUCGGAGAAUCCGAGGUACACAAUGGCAAAGUACGAAGGGCUCAGAAGCCUCAUCGGGCCUCGGCAGGAGGCAAGGGGCGAGGUGUUCUUCCUGAAGCCUCCUGGGUUCAAGUACAGCGGCGACUUGUUCCACGGUGACCCGGAAGCGUACCAGCGCACCUCCGCCUGGUUGCAGGGGCACCUGGACCCCGCCACCGACAGGCACUACUCGCCGCUGCUCCUGGAGAUCCCGCCUGGUGGCAGAACGAGUUCCAGCCCGGCACGGCGGCGUACACAAGCUCCGUCGAAACAAUCACGAAAAACUUCCCGAACGGGGCGCACGACUACAGGCCGCUGAUGGAGCUGCUGCACCAGUCCAAUCCCACGCUGGACAUCGUUGUGCCGUAGGCGUGGAGAAAAGGGCUACGGCAUCAUUCUGGUUUCCAUUAUCUCUUUCCAUCUCGUUCUCCACCACCGUCCCUCCGACUUACUCAAGAAGC
This is a messenger RNA of Prorocentrum cordatum, 1180 nucleotides long. The record is from the annotation of a GenBank genome assembly. Lineage: Eukaryota; Dinophyceae; Prorocentrales; Prorocentraceae.